AUGAUAAUACAGCGUGAGAUCGGGCUGCGCAUCCCCCAGUGCCUCGCUCUGAGGUCCAAGUAUGUUGUCGGUGUCACCGGCGCAGCUCGACAAUACUCUGCUCCCCCCGAUCCUCCUGUCCCAAGGACAGAGGAGCCAAAUACCACCACCGUCUCCCCGCGAUGGCUGACCGACACCAAGGCACGGAUAGGCAAGUGCAUAUCGUUCGGCAUGUCGCCGUCCCUCGUCGACUCGGCGGGCAACAUCCUCCGCGAGCUGGGAACCGACUGGCGAAAUCUAGUCGCAGGCAGUGAAGGCUAUCUGACCUCCAAGGAAAGAGCAGGGCUGCACCGACAGGCAAUCGUGUGGGGCGAGCAGGACUCGAUGGGCCACGUCAACAACGUCAUGUACGUGCGCUUCGCGGAAUCCGGGCGGUGCAACUGGACGCGCAACAUCGGACAGUACUUCGACCCUACUCACAAAUCCGCGUGGGAGAAUCUGCUCACCAACCGCGGCAUCGGCCUUAUUCUCAAGAGCAUCACCGUCGAGUUCAAGUUCCCCAUGACCUGGCCGGACCGCAUCUCCGUUUAUCACAAGCUGAGGUCGCGGCCGGACGAGAACACGCGGUCCAUGGUCCUGGACGUCAUGAUCCUCUCCGAGGGCAAGCAGCGCCCUGCCGCCAGGUGUCUCGAGGACGUGGUCGUCUAUGACUAUAAGCUGGGGAAGAAAAGCCGGCUUGAGGCGUUCAUGCUCGCCCAGUUCAAGCACAUCUUCGAUCUCCAGGAGGCCGCAAAGGUCGAGAAUCUAGCUAAGAUCCAGGUCAUCGAAGGCCAAGUCCGCUUCCUUGAGACCCAGAGCUGGGAUAGGCCUGGUGCGAAAGAGGACCUCGGCAGUGCUGUGCCGUCGUCGUGA
Molecule: messenger RNA, 891 nt
Organism: Exophiala aquamarina CBS 119918
Lineage: Eukaryota; Fungi; Ascomycota; Eurotiomycetes; Chaetothyriales; Herpotrichiellaceae
Exons: 1
Coding region: 1-891 (296 amino acids)
Molecular function (GO): fatty acyl-CoA hydrolase activity
Source: RefSeq, a predicted model, not a curated record